Molecule: messenger RNA, 1397 nt
Organism: Homarus americanus (American lobster)
Lineage: Eukaryota; Metazoa; Arthropoda; Malacostraca; Decapoda; Nephropidae
Product: adhesive plaque matrix protein-like
Exons: 3
Coding region: 95-670 (191 amino acids)
Cellular component (GO): extracellular matrix
Source: RefSeq, a predicted model, not a curated record
GGGGACACCUACCCGGUGGGACAUCAUUCACCCGCUGCUCGGCCAUCGCCACGCACACACACACAGCGCGGACUCCAUACUCGUAUUCCUCAACAUGAACCUCAAGGUUUGUCUGGUAGCAGCUGUGUUGGGCGUGGCCUCUGCCGGGCCCCUCCCCCAGCCUGACGACGCCCCUUCUGCCUACGGCCCGUACUCCGCCCCACAUCCUGAGGAACCCUCGUACGAGCCCCCUUCUUCCUACCCUGCCCGCUACCAGGAGGAACCCUCGUACGCCCCCCACCCACAGACCUACGAGGAGGAUCCACCCAAGCCAUACGCCUUUGAAUACGGCGUGAACGACGGCUACUCCGGCGCCAACUACGGCCACAACGAAAACUCUGACGGGCAGGAGGUGGUCGGGUCCUACCAGGUGGACCUCCCCGACGGCCGCACCCAGAUUGUCUCCUACAAGGCCGACCACUACAAUGGCUUCCAGGCCCAAGUCGAGUACAAGGGUGAGGCCCAGUACCCCGAAACUCAAGAAUACCAGCCAGGAUACCCAGCACCAUCAUACCCCGCCCCAGCACCAUCAUACCCCGCCCCAUCACCUUCAUACUCACCCCAAGAGCCAGUCUAUGAUGCCCCAGUUCAGUCAUACCCUGAGGAGCCAGCUCCAGUCGAGUAUAACUAAAGGGGUAUGCGACUCGCCACUCCGAUAUACCCACAUUAAAAGGACCCGUCUAUAAAGUUCCUACCCCGAUUGAGUAUAACGAAGAAUAUACAAAACGUCCCUCCGAUAUAACCCAUACCUGGCACCCUCCUAGAAGCACGCUCUGGUCGAGUAUAACUUGAAGUAUCCCAACAACUCAUCAACCCCACCAAUGGCUGGCCACUAGACCUAACCACGAACAAGACGUAGGUGGACGGCCGAUCAAUGGCAGCUCAAUGUGUGGCCUUAGGCACCCCUACCCUCCACCCCCUCCUCACGUAGAGUAACUUUCCCCAGGAGGACCAAUGCCCAAUAAGGGUUACCCCCCUAAAGAUCACUUCAUCAUGAGGAUCACUUGUCCAUGACAACCGCUUCCUCGUGAGGAUCAACACCCCAUAAGGACCGCUGCUUCACGUGGGUCACGACCCAAUGAGGAUCACUGCUCAAUAAGGACUCCAGGUAUAGUUCAAUACUACGGGAUCACCUCACUCAGGAUUACUUCCUUGUGUGGAUCACUUACCCAAGAGGAUCACUUCUCCAAAAGGAUUACUUCCCCACGAGAACUCCCAGGUGGAUCACUUCCCCCAAGAGGACUCCCCCUCCCCAGGUGGACACAUCUCGCAGGUCGAGGCCACCACUAGUCACUAUAAGAUUGUUGUUUGUGCCAUCCUGCACUCCACCGUAAUAACACAUACAUGUCUGCAUAAAA